This is a messenger RNA of Plectropomus leopardus (leopard coralgrouper), 4370 nucleotides long. RefSeq names its product alanyl aminopeptidase, membrane like b (gene anpeplb). Gene Ontology annotation, molecular function: peptide binding; metalloaminopeptidase activity; zinc ion binding. Gene Ontology annotation, biological process: proteolysis; peptide catabolic process. The record is from RefSeq and is a predicted model, not a curated record. Lineage: Eukaryota; Metazoa; Chordata; Actinopteri; Perciformes; Serranidae. Gene Ontology annotation, cellular component: cytoplasm; plasma membrane.
AGUUUGGGCUUUCCAGCGAAAUCUCUCUGCUCUCUAUUCUCCUCCUCUUUUUCUCCUCUCUUAUCCAGCCCACUCAGCACUCCUCCCGUCAUAUGCUUCUCGUUUGUUGCAAGUUUGUUAGGCGCACAGGAUCUUUGUUGACAUGCAUCUUUGGAAAGCAUCAUCCGACCCCCUGUGCUGAGCUUUUACCCGACCGUGGAGGGCAGGUGUUGGAGGGAACGUCACUGCAUCUUGGAACUGUGGCCACCGUCACCUACGAUCCAUUGUGGUGACGCUGAUGUUCUCCUUGUGAGGGAUUUUCUUCAGCGGCAGCUCUUGUUUCCACUCAGGCGUGCGAUUAUGAUGGUUUCGAGCAGCGUGCGCUAAGGGAAUGUGAGGGAGUGUGUGUGACGGGAGUGUAAGUGAGGAUGAAGUGUUCUUUGAGGUUUACCUAACCCAUGCAUUAGUGGUAAGACCACAGUAACCACCUCCAGAUGUUUGAGAGCACAAUCUGACUGAUUAUUUACAAGGCCAAUAAACAUCGCCCUCUUCACACUAUAACGCUUACUCUUUGCUCCUUGGGGAAGGCCUGAGUUAAUGCUUAAUCAAAGUACAGACCCUAAUUGCUAAGGCCAAGCCCUGUUUAUGGGAGGGAGGUUACUUGUAUGUGAACAGAUCAUUGCAGACCAAAGGCACACAAGCUCAGGGACUCAUCAGACUCUUCUCGAGCAGUCGAGCAGCAGGACAUUCACAACUGACCACAGGAAGCAGCCACCAUGCCCAAAAAAUCCUCCAUAUCUAAGGCUUUCGCCGCUGCUUUUGUUGUUCUGACUGUGUCUGUCAUCGCCGGCAUUGUCAUCAUGAUCAUCUUAUAUAACAGUGAGAUCAGUGGACUGAAUCCGACGGCCCGGCCAACGUUCGCGUCCACCACCCGAGGUCCUCCACCUGUCGUACGGCUGCCAAAGAAUCUCAUACCUCUCAGCUACAAGGUCUUCCUCCAGCCUCACCUCUACACCCGCAUCAUCGAGGUGGUGAACGUCACUAGUCCGAAUCAGACACAUCUCUUCACCGGGAACUCUACCGUUACUUUUCAAUGUGCCCAGAGCACAGACACCAUCUACCUCCACAGCGGCACUGUCUUGAAGCUUUCUGAUCCAGUGGUGAUGAACAAGGACAACAAUGAGAAGAUCGGUGUUUCUGCAAUGAAAAAGCACGACGACGGAAGUUACUUUCUGGAGAUCCAACUGAACGAAGUGUUGGAGGCAGGAAGGAACUACAGUUUGUUUCUAGCUUUCGAGGGAGAAAUGUCAACAUUUCUUGAUGGCAUGUAUGCAAGCACAUAUGCUGAAGGUGUUCCAGCCUUUGAGGACGAUAAAAACGCACAGAGAUUCCUUGUUGCCACCAAUAUGGAACCAUCAGAGGCCAGGACUGUGUUUCCUUGUUUCGAUGAGCCAGAAAUGAAGGCAGAGUUUGAUGUGACAAUCAUCCACAGAAGAGACACGACAGCAUUAGGGAAUGCGGAAAAGUCAGACUCCAGUCUCUUAGACGACGAAUGGAAAUACACUCAUUUUCAUCCAACACCGCAGAUGUCCACAUACUUGUUUGCCUUCACAGUUUCAGAGUUUGAUGCAACUCCCUCCUCACAUGAGCGCGUGAUAAUUAACACGUAUGCUCGCCCUGAAGCAACUAAAGCAGGACACACUAAAUAUGCGGCCAACAUCACCGGAAAGAUUCUUCAGUUCUACGAGAGCUUUUUUGAAAUUAAUUACGAACAGAAAAAGCUUGAUCAAAUUGCACUGCCAGACCUAAAUCCUGCAGCAAUGGAAAACUGGGGACUGAUCACGUACCAGGAGGGAGGCCUGCUCUUUGAGGAAGGCGUGUCCUCACAGUUACACAAGGAAACGAUUGCCUCUCUUAUCGCGCACGAAGUGGCACAUCAGUGGUUUGGAAAUCUGGUGACAAUGAAAUGGUGGAAUGAAAUCUGGCUCAAUGAGGGCUUUGCUACCUACAUGUCAUUCUUGGCAGUGGACCAUGUUGAGCCUACAUUUCAAUUGAAAGAAACACACAUCAUGAGCAACCUCCAUGAUGCAUUUGAGCAGGAUUCUCUGGAAACAGCCCAUCCUCUCACUCCUCCGCCAGAAGAGGUCCAGGAAUACUUUCAGAUUAUUGGGAUGUUUGAUUCCAUAACCUACUGCAAGGGGGCAGCUGUGCUGAGAAUGCUGGCAGACAUCGUGGAUGAAAGGGUUUUCAAUAUAGGAGUCAAAGCAUACCUCUCAGACUUCAGGUAUCAAAACACAGAGCAGAGCGACCUCUGGAAAUAUAUACAAAAGGCCGAGCAUGAUAAUGGGGGUCACACCGAAGUUGCAAAGGUGAUGAACACCUGGACCAAUCAAAUUGGCUAUCCUGUCAUUACCAUCAACACUACCAAUGGAGAAGUCUACCAGAAGCACUUCCUGUUCAAUGACUCUUCCGAAUCUAGUUCUUGGUGGUACGUUCCAAUCAGAGUCAUGUCAAAUACAUCUAAGCCUGUCCUUGUCUGGUUGGAAUCCAGCACCACAGUAAAGAAAGGCGAAUUCAUUUCUAAGGCUGGAGAGUGGAUCCUGGCAAACAUCAACUCUACUGGAUACUACAGAGUCAAUUACAACCCAGAGAACUGGCAACGCCUCCUGACUCAGCUGGAGCAAAACCCAGAUCGGAUCCCACUGAUGAACAGAGGGCAGCUUCUCGAUGAUGCAUUUUUCUUGGCAAGGGCCAAAAUGGUCGAAGUCACUCUGGCUCUUAAUUCAACACGCUUCCUUCGAAAUGAGAGAGCGUACCUUCCCUGGAAACUGGCAGUCAAGAACCUCAAGUACAUUGUCCUCAUGUUUGACCGCUCUGAGGUGUAUGGACCCAUGCAGGCGUACCUCCGGGAACAGGUUAAAGGCCUGUACAACUCUCUCAGGAACUACACAGACCAUUCAACCGUCCCAAAGGAUCACUCCUUACAGUACAACCAGAUCCUCGCCACACAGUUGGCAUGCUACAAUGGACUCCCAGAAUGCAUAGAGAUGGCUACGAAUAUGUUUGCUAAGUGGAUGAACAGCAACUCUACCAACCCCAUCCACCCCAACCUGCGGUCUGUAAUCUACUGCCAAGCUGUGGCCGCUGGUGGGAAGAAAGAGUGGGAGUUUGCCUGGGGGAAGUUACAGAGCUCCAGUGAUACCUCAGAGAAAGUGCAGCUCCGUCGCGCUCUUUCCUGCACCAAAAAGAUCUGGCUGCUUAACAGAUACCUGGAGUACACAUUGAACCCUGAGAAGAUACGACUGAUGGAUGUUCCUUCCAUUAUUAGCAGUAUAGCCCAGAAUGUGGCGGGACAGGCGCUGGCCUGGAACUUUGUCAGAGCAAACUGGGAAUACAUCGCGAACGGGUAUCCAUCCGGGAUGAUUGAGGCCGUGACCAGCAGGUUCUCGACACCUUUUGAACUGGCUGAGCUUGAGCGUUUUGCAGCAGACUAUGACACGGGAUCUGUUACCUGGGCGGUGAGACAGGCCAUAGAGCAAACUCAAGUCAACAUCCAGUGGGUCAGCGAGAACAAAGACCCGAUACUCGAGUGGUUUGAAAGUGAAACAGCUUCGUAGAGCAGAAACGCCAUCUUUGAUCGUUUUCGAGCCUCACAGAUCAGUGGUGCUGGAUGCUCUGCAGACCUUCCUCCCCCACUAAUCCACCUCAAAAUGAAGAACCGAUCAAUCCAUACCUGAAUCUCAGUUAUCAUGAAAAGAAUCAUGAAACAAUUUACCAGCGGACAGUUUACCAAACUGAACUUUGGCAGCACACAAGUCUGAUGCAUAGUUUAGUACUGAUAAUUCAUAAGAAAUGUGAUGAAAAAGAAAUGUUUAUGUAUAUGCAUUAUUUAUACAGUAUAUUCAACAGUCAGAGGAACAAGCUUUUACCCCACUGUUUGUCAUUUUUUUGCACAUGAUGCAGAUAUAGCAUCAGCCAACUUCACAGUAUAGUUAUAUAUUUGAAAACAUUUCUGUGUUUUAUUAAAAUUAUAACAUAUUUACUUUUUGAAUUCACUUGUUUCCUCUUGUUCCUGUUACCUAUUAAUAAUAUGUUUUUCAAUCAAAGCUGUUUACAGUAGAAAAUGGAUUAAAACGUAUGAUAAUCUCUAGCAGAUGUGUAUUUUGGGGACAAACUGAAUGAUUCUACAUUAGUUAAUUAUAACGGCUCAAGUUCAUGAGCUUUUUGAUGCUGCCAAUUUCUUGACCAGUGUCUCAACGGUUUGCACAAGCCAAAGGACAAACUUUUAUCUGUUUGUUCGAGGGAACAUGUCUAUAUGUGUAUUUAUGAUGUAAUCAUGAAACCAAAUUAUUCUUGUAUGUUGCUGAAAUUGUAUUUUUAAUAAUAAAACA